GAAGAAGUGCAACGCAGAGAUGCUGCGCAGAUGCGCACCCAUCUGCACCGCGAAGGUGCGGCAAGACAUCGCUCAGAACUCGGAGGACUUCUCCCCGUACAUCAUGCGGGCUCAUGCCCGUCGGAACCUCUGGAAGCUGACUCCGCACGUGCCACUGGACCUGGAUACGUUCAGCUUCUGGGUCUUCCUCAACUGGAUCCAGACGAAUAGCCCCUACCAGCGGGCCGAGAACGAGUCGCUCCCAGCCACGAUGCGCCGCGUGGCCCUCUUCAUCGCGGACCCGGGCCAGGCGCACGUCGAGGUGGAUGCCGCGAUCCCCGCAUCGAAGCCAGCGCCCGCACGGGCCGUCGCGGCCCUGGCGCCGAAGGCCCCCGCGGGCCCCCAGGAGGCCCUCCACUUCACGACUGAGGACCUCCAGGCGUUCCACCCCCAACGACUGCGCCAGGCCAGCAGACCCAGGUCCAUCGAGUGGGCGGCAGGCGAGAAGAUCCCGACCGAAGAGGACCCGCAGGCUCUGCGGAGCCGCUUCUGGGCUUACCAGAAGGCCUUGGAUGCGAUCAGUUCAUCGAAGAGCAAGGGUGGGAAGGGGGGCAGGAAGGGGAAAAAGCAUAUGCCGCCAAACAUCUUUGCAGUCGUUAGGGAGAAGGCCGAGGCUUUGGGCGUGCAGUUCGACGAGAGCAAGCUCGGUGACCUCGCGCAGCUUCUGGCCGCC
This is a messenger RNA of Prorocentrum cordatum, 712 nucleotides long. NCBI's taxonomy places the organism in Eukaryota, Dinophyceae, Prorocentrales, Prorocentraceae. The record is from the annotation of a GenBank genome assembly.